UAACUUACCAUCUGCGGAUGUCUUCACAUCCCCUCCCCAUUCAACAUGCCCGAACCACCUCGAAAGCGCUCCCGCAUUGCAUGCACCCUCUGCCAAUCCCGCAAACGCAAAUGUUCAGGGGACCAGCCCUGCGCAACAUGCGCGCAAUUCGGCUCGACCUGCCAGUACGACCUGCAAUCGCGCCGGAAACGCGAUGCCCGGCUGUUCCAGCUGCAGGCGGGGGAGACAGCACACACAACCACCUCCUCGUCCACCAGCAUCAUGACCUCCUCGCCGAUAGCAAUGGGAGGCAUCUCUCCCCCCAAGACCUCCCCCGAGGACACAGCCGCGCGCCUCAGCUCUCUGGACGCAAACUCGGGCGCUGCAUUCGCCAGACGGCUGGGGCUGAAGGUCGACCCGGGUAAUGCGCCGAAGCUGCAUCCGCAUUUGGUUGCGUGGAAUGUCGGGAUGCGGUAUCCGGUGGAGGGAGGUGCUUUGUUGGCGUCGGGGUCUACAGUAGUGCCUGUCGUGGAUAUCAUCUCCCAGGAGGAGAUGCGCGCGCUGGCGGCGGUGUUCUUUGAGAAGGUCGAUCCGUGCUACGGGUUUAUUGAUCGCGAUGGACUGCUGCGGCAGGCCAGGGCCAAUCCAAACUCCAACACCUCUUCCGUCCUCCCUUACGGACCCUACGAUGCUGUCCUCUGCGGCGUCGCAGCCUUUGGUCUACUCUUCUCGCGCCGACAGGCGUGCGAGACAGAGCGCCAACUCUCCGAGACGGCGCGACUGAUCCUGGACCAAGAGCUGUUAUCAGAUGCUACGCCGUCCAUCGACAUCGUCACCGCUAUGGUCCUCCGCGUCGCGUAUCUGCGCAUGACCGCCUCCCCGAACGCAGCCUGGAUGGCGAGCUGCUCGCUGAUGCAUCUCAUGGAAUCGACCGGGUUGCAUCUUGAGCCUCCAUCUGAUGACACCACCACAGCAACAGAGUCUGCAGCAACCACAGCAUCGGCAACAAUGAGCCCGCCCGUAGCCUGUGACCCCGAAACCCGCCGACGGCUCUUCGGCAUGGCGCGGCAUCUAAACGUGUGGAUAUCAUUCGAGCUCGCGCGCACCCGCGUCCCUGGACCCGAACACCCCUCCCCUGCCACCGUCCAAUCUCAAUCUCAACCCCAAAACCCCUCCCAAUCCAUCACCCUAACCCAAACCCUCCACCAAGUCCUCACCCUCACCCCUUCCCCCACCCAACCUGCCCCCGUACCGUCCCUCCUCCUCGUGCAAACCAACCUAGCCCUCCUCAUCUACCGCCGCCUCCGCGCCCUCAACACCACCCUCUCCCCCACGACACACGACCAAAUCCUCUCACUGGCCAAGAAAGCCCUCCACGCCGCGCGGGAGAUGGUGUCCGCAAACAGCCCCUGGCAUCAGGUCGCCAACGUACCCUUCCAGGUGGUUUGCACGCUGUUGGCGAUCGACAGUCGGGGGUCGCUGGGGAUGGUGGGCGAGGCGAUGCGGACGGUGCGGGAGGUGGUGGCGGCGUGGGAUACCGAGGGGAUGAGGGAGGCGUAUGGCAUGGCGUAUCUUCUGGUGAAGGGGCAUUGGAGGAGGAGAGUGGAAGAUGUGGGGGUUUUGGGCGUGGUGGUGGGGGGUGUUGAGGGGGAGAAUGUGCGUGGGGGAGGGGAGAGGGAGAACGUGGUGGAGACGGGACAAGGGCAGGGGCAGGGGCAGGGGCAGGGGCAGGGGCAGCAUCAUUCGCUCGCGGAUUAUCCGGGGUUCUCGUGGUUGAGUGAUCUGAUGGUUGAUAUCCCGGGCUUGGAGAGCUUUGAUAUGGACGCUGUUAUCUGUCCUGAUGCGGGAGGUUGAGUGGUUUGAAUAGGGGGGCGUGUCUAAUGGAUGCCUUUCGCUUUAGGGGUUUCUUCACGUCGCCUGCCUGGGGAAUAUCCCCGUGCCCCAGAAAUCACGGAACUAGUUCAUCCAACGAAAUCGGUUUCUCAUCCGCCCCUGACAUCUUCCCACGGCAUUCAUUCGAACCAACGUGUCGAGUGCCUCUGGGUCUGCUUACAGACCACCAAGACCUGGCUUGACACCCUCUUCUCGCUGCGGCCCCUGGAGUACGUCGGGCUAUCCAGCUUAAUGUGCGGCAACUUGACGCGCUCCUUCAUCGAUAUCUACCGCCUCUUCGCCUGCGACUAUCCGGAAUGGGACCGGGGGGGGGGG
Molecule: messenger RNA, 2187 nt
Organism: Aspergillus heteromorphus CBS 117.55
Lineage: Eukaryota; Fungi; Ascomycota; Eurotiomycetes; Eurotiales; Aspergillaceae
Product: putative C6 transcription factor
Exons: 3
Coding region: 46-1833 (595 amino acids)
Biological process (GO): regulation of DNA-templated transcription; response to xenobiotic stimulus; DNA-templated transcription
Molecular function (GO): DNA binding; DNA-binding transcription factor activity, RNA polymerase II-specific; zinc ion binding
Source: RefSeq, a predicted model, not a curated record